This is a messenger RNA of Eucalyptus grandis, 2864 nucleotides long. RefSeq names its product putative phospholipid:diacylglycerol acyltransferase 2. Gene Ontology annotation, cellular component: cytoplasm. The record is from RefSeq and is a predicted model, not a curated record. Gene Ontology annotation, biological process: lipid metabolic process. Bases 506 to 2605 code for a protein of 699 amino acids. The transcript has 6 exons. NCBI's taxonomy places the organism in Eukaryota, Viridiplantae, Streptophyta, Magnoliopsida, Myrtales, Myrtaceae.
UGACCAGUUGUCAAGAUGUUAUUUUCUGAGGUUAUUUCUUAACCCAGAUAAAGGCAAUUAUACAGACAGAACAUAUAUCUACACAAACUCAUGUAAGCACGUGUCUCGAUGGUUCAAGAACAGCACACUGACUCUCUGUUUCGCCUCCCAACAUUUGUCUCCGAAACCCACCACCAAGUUUCUCUUGCAACCUUUGCAUGAGACUAGCUAGACAGAGCUGAAACUCUAAUUCGAUUCUCUCUCUCUCUCUGCCUCUCUGUCUCUGUCUCUCUCUCCUCUGGCCGUCACGUAUAUGUUUCCUUGCGCACACGCAGCGAGCCCAUUUCACCCCCUUCCUCACCACGUGGUCUUCCUUCGCCUUUUGGCGAUGCCGAUAUAUGCUCAUCACCCUCUUACCGCCUCUUUUGCUCCGCUUCGCUGUGUACCCGGCGAUCCCACAAUGCUCUGUUCUUCUUGAUCUUUUCCUUCUUUGCCAAAAUAAGCGAUUUUUAUCCGACCCCCGAAAAUGGGUUCGGUUCUUCGGCUCCGGAAACUCUGUUAUGUGGAGCCAGUGAAGUUCCAGUCCUUUGAGUCCAUCAAGAACGCUGAGAAGCAGCAGCAGCAGCAGCAGCAGCAGGAAGAGAGAACCGUUUCUGAGGUGGAGAAUGCGGUUCAAAAGAAUGGUCGUGAUGACGAUGAGGAUACGAAGAAGAAGAAGGAGGGGAAGAAGAAGAUGAAAGAAUGGAGGUGCAUUGAUUCGUGUUGUUGGGUGAUUGGGUGCUUGUGCACUGUCUGGUGGCUCCUGGUGUUCCUGUACUACUCGUUGCCGGCUGCAUUGCCUGGGUUUCAGCCGCCCGAGUCGCCGGGGGCGCGGCUCGGCCGAGAGGGCGUGCGAGCGCUCCACCCGGUGGUUCUUGUCCCUGGCAUUUCGACCGGCGGGCUCGAGCUCUGGGAAGGCAAGCCCUGCACUGAGGGCCUAUUCCGGAAACGGCUCUGGGGAGGCAGCUUCACCGAAAUCCUCAAAAGGCCGCUGUGUUGGUUGGAGCACCUCUCACUGGACAAUGAGACUGGACUCGACCCCCCUGGGAUUCGAGUGCGGGCCGUUCCAGGGCUGGUUGCAGCAGACUAUUUUGCACCUGGGUAUUUCGUGUGGGCUGUCCUCAUUCAGAAUUUGGCUAAAAUUGGUUAUGAGGAGAAGAACAUGCAUAUGGCUGCUUAUGACUGGAGAUUAUCAUUCCAGAAUACAGAGACUAGAGAUCAAGCUCUCAGCAGAUUGAAGAGUACAAUAGAGCUCAUGUAUCUGACUAAUGGUCGCAAGAAAGUGGUAGUAGUUCCUCACUCAAUGGGAGUCCUCUAUUUCCUUCACUUUCUAAAGUGGGUCGAAUUGCCUCCUCCAAUGGGAGGUGGUGGUGGACCAGGUUGGUGUGCCACGCAUAUUAAAGCGAUUAUGAAUAUCGGUCCACCAUUUCUCGGCGUUCCAAAGGCAGUUAGUAACAUACUCUCCUCUGAGGCCAAAGAUGUUGCCGUCAUCAGAUCAAUGGAUCCUGGGGUUCUGGAUUCUGAAAUUCUUGGGCUUCAGACUCUGGAACAUGCUAUGCGAGUUGCCAGAACAUGGGAUUCGAUUAUCUCGUUAGUCCCUAAAGGAGGAGAGACGAUUUGGGGCGACUUGGAUUGGUCUCCAGAAGAAGGGCAUGGUUGCAGUCUGGCCAAGAGAAGAACCCUGCAAUCCUCUGGAAAUAACAAGAAUUCAAACCACACCAAUGGAAAGAGAACUUUCAGUGCCAUGAAAGACCUUGCAAAGUAUGGAAGAAUAAUUUCUUUCGGCAAAGAGGCAUCGUAUAUACCUUCUUCACAGCUCCCAAGUGUUGAUCUUAAGGAGCUUUUACUUGGAAAACCCUCGACCAUAUCUAACUCGACAUGUCAAGAGGUUUGGACCGAGUACAACGAACUCAGCAGAGAAAGCAUUCGAGAUGUCGCAGACAAUAAAGUGUACACUUCUCAAACUCUCCUCGAUCUACUACGUUUUGUGGCCCCCAAAAUGAUGAAGCGUGCAGAGGCUCACUUCUCUCAUGGGAUAGCUGAUGAUCUCAACGACCCCAAAUACAACCACUACAAGUACUGGUCGAACCCACUCGAAAUGCGGCUGCCAGGUGCUCCUGACAUGGAAAUAUAUUGCUUAUACGGAGUCGGAAUUCCCACUGAAAGAUCAUAUGUCUACAAGAUGUCGCCCACAGGCAAAUGCAAAAGCAUUCCCUUCCGCAUAGACAGCACGGCUGAGGGGUAUGAGGACAGCUGCUUGAAAGGCGGAGUCUACUUUGUGGAUGGUGAUGAGAGUGUGCCCGUCCUCAGCUCCGGCUUCAUGUGCGCCAGAGGGUGGAGGGGGAAAACGAGAUUCAACCCCUCUGGAGCCACCACGUAUGUGAGAGAAUACCAGCAUAGACCCCCGGCGAGCCUGCUCGAGGGCCGAGGUUCCGCAAGUGGGGCCCAUGUCGACAUCAUGGGCAAUGUGGCCUUCAUCGAGGACGUCCUUAGGGUUGCCGCAGGGGCCACCGGCGAGGAGAUUGGCGGUGACAGGAUCUAUUCCGACAUUAUGAGGAUGUCAGAAAGAAUAAAUAUACAGCUUUGAUUCUCUGGGAGAAAUUUGAGGAGUGCCAAAGUGACAGCCUUUAGGAGAUGACGCUUCUGCUAACUAAUAAGAGAGACAAAUGCAAUAGCGGAAGAAUUUGCAGCUCGGAGAGAAGAAAACCAGCCACAUAACAUUUUACACUACGCUUUGCCUUGUAUGUGUAGCUAGAAUUGGAGAACAGAGGCUGCUCUUAGGAAUCUGAUCAUCGACAAGCAGAGCCAGAUUUUGGUCUUUAUGUAGAGGGUUGACGAUGACAUAG